AUGGCAACUGAGGAAGCCAUUGCUGCGGGACUCAUUGACUGGGUCAACAGUUUAUCAGUCGCCGACCCGAUCUCAACGGUAGACGACCUUACCAAUGGCGAAGUCAUCUGGAAAGUCCUACAACAAAUCGACCGCUUCAGCUUCCCAGGCAAACUCCCAGAGGAUGCGAACACGGAUCAGUGGAUACACAAAUGGACCAACCUGAAGCAUAUCUACGAUGCCCUCUCCAUCUUCCUCGUGGAAGAAUGCGGUCAAAGUCUGCGCUUCCCGGGAGGACGACCCGACCUCAAAGCCAUAGCUCAGUCUUCCUCUCUUAGCGAUGCUAUCGGCCUCCUCAAGUUACUGGUGCGCAUUGAGUAUCUUAAGCAGAUGCAAGAGCUUACGGAGUCUACUCAAGGCGUACUGAUGCAAACGGUUCAAGAGGCUGGCGAGGAUGACGGUGCAGAUGACGAAGAAGAGCUUGCGGAUGGGAAUGCCCAGGAAAAUGAGAACGAUCCUCCAAUGUCACCGCGACAAGAGAGGAUUGCGCAUGAGAAAAGAGAAUUACAGAAACAGCUGGACGAACAGCAUACACGCUAUGAACAAUUACAGGAGCGCUUCGAUCAAAGCCAGGACGAGUUGAAAGAGACAGCAGGACGUUCGGAUAGUCAAUCGUUGGAUUCGAAACACGAUACGCUCGUCGCAACACUGGAGACUCGCGUACUGGAAGCCGAAUCUGAGGUCGAAGAGUUACGCAAGUCGAAUGAAAAGGCUCAAAAGCUGCAGGAUGAUUUCGACGAGUUGAAGAUUGACAGGGAUCGACUGGCACGUAAAGCCAACACGGCCGAAAAAUAUCGUCAGAAGCUGGAAGCCAGCCAGGACCUUGAAAAGGAUAACACCAGUCUCAAGUCCAAGCAGUCAGACUCUGCGCGGCGGGAGGUUGACGACAUUGAGCAAGAAAGAUACGAUAUAAACGAAAUGAAGAAGCGGCUGGAGUUUGACUACCACGCGCUCGAAGCACGUUAUCAUGAUACCCAGCAAGAGGUGCACGACCUUCAGGAGAGACUCCGAGAUUACGAAGAUGGCAUACCCUCGGCCACAAAGGCAGAGAGGCAGCUGAGCCCAGAAGAAGCAGAUUUCGCGGAGUCCGAGGCUCGAUUGACUGCAGCAUUAUUGAACGGGGACUCGUCGCCCACGCCUCAAGACUCUACUCUAACGCUGCCUGUUGAGACGACCUCUGCGACAGGUCUUGGUAUCGACCUCUCGGACGACGCACUAAUGUCGGCGAUGCGAGCACAAGCGCAAGCCGGCUCAGCCACCGAGCGAGAGUCGUCUCUUCGUGCACAAAAGAAAAGCAAGAACAAAUCACUCCUUGAUCAUGUACAGAAGCAGGACCAGACAAUCAAGGACAUGCAGAAGCAGAUCUCGGAAGAGCAAAGAGUGCAGAAGGAGAAGGGAUCUAUGCCCCCACCGCCGCCACCGAAAGACAGUCCAGCGCCCGUAUCGGACUCAGAAGCCCAACCACUAGAUGAAGAGUCCGAAAUUGAGCGUCUGCAGAGUCAUAACACGAUUCUACAGCGUGAGCUGAAGCUUAUGGCUUCGGCGUGGCAUGAACAGAAUCUUCGGCUUGCCAGCAUGAGCUCUGCAACACCAGGACGGAGCAGGGCCAUGGGUGGUGCAGGUGAGCCCAGAGGUUUCCUGGGUCGACAGAGGCGAAGAGUUGAUGCCGUUGCUUUUGGCAAAUAA
Molecule: messenger RNA, 1725 nt
Organism: Exophiala viscosa
Lineage: Eukaryota; Fungi; Ascomycota; Eurotiomycetes; Chaetothyriales; Herpotrichiellaceae
Exons: 14
Coding region: 1-1725 (574 amino acids)
Biological process (GO): cytoskeleton-dependent intracellular transport; cytoplasmic microtubule organization
Cellular component (GO): centrosome; cytoplasm
Molecular function (GO): dynein light intermediate chain binding; microtubule binding
Source: RefSeq, a predicted model, not a curated record